UUCUCAUGCGGUUUGGGGUUUUCCUCCUUCCUUCCUUUGGUUUCGCCGGAAAAUCCUUGUCUCGCGAUCGCGUCCGUUGCCUUGGCUAUAUAUGUACAUCUAUAUAGAUGCCACCGAUGUGCAAAUAUUUUGAGCUAAAAUAUAUUAAGUGCGCUGGAUAAAUACGCAAGUACACACAUACUGUCUGCAAAUAAAUAUAUGUGUGAAUAAUCGCUGCGAACGUGAGAAUCGCGCUGGCGUUGCAAGUUCGCAGUGCAGUUGUUGUUGUAACAUCGAUGUGGAGUGUCAAUUAUGUGGAAAUAUAUUUACAAAGAUGCCCCCCAGUGCGUGAGUGUGUGAGUGAGUUCUCCUGGCACUGAAUGUCACUAAAAGAGCGAAGGGGAGAGAGCGCGAGUGUGGGAGUGGAAGUGGGGCUGCUCUCUUUCCAGUGCGUGUAGAUCAGUUACCGCCAGCAACAACAGCAACAACAACAGCAACAACAAACAAACAAACAAGCGACAAUUCACAUUCAUUUCCAUUCAUUGCUGCGAUUAUCGUCAGUUUUGCUUUGCUCUUUCACCACGCACCACGAAUACGAAUACGAAUCAGUGGGUGAAAGGAAGUGGAAGUGAGAGUGUGGAGAGUGUGAAGAGUGGAAAAGUGGAAAGCACAGAGCAGAGAAGAGAGUGUCGCGUGUGAACCGUAGGAAAAUGCGAGGGGGGAGCGGAUAAGGAGAUUAAAGCGAAUGAAGAGGAAGCAGCAACAAUCGAAAAGUUCGCUCUGGGCACGCCCCCUUAUGACGCCCCCUGUGACGCGUUAUCAGCGGACACCCAACAAACACAACAAACACAAAGACCUGACCAAAAUCCACACAAAAUGGCGAUAAACUCGAGUGCCAGAGAAUCGCCGCGGGUCUAAAACCAAAAAAAAGUUCGUUCUCUUUAACAAAAACAACAAAAAAGAAGGAGGUAAACAAACUCGUUUUUGCCCCACAACAACAAUACCACCCCCCCGAAAAUCCCGAGAGAGAUCCCAAGAGAACCCACCAGAAUCAGCGAUAAGCAUCCCAAAGUUUGGGUGGCCCAGUCCACAGAAAACCCCGCACCAAACCCGAAACAAGCGCCUAAGAUGUGUUCCCGCAACAUUAAGAUCUCGGUGGUGCUGUUUCUCGUCUUGAUACCAAUCUUCGCCGCCUUGCCACACAACCACCAACUGUCGAAGCGCAGCAAUUUCUUCGAUCUGGAGUGCAAGGGCAUCUUCAACAAGACCAUGUUCUUCCGACUGGACCGCAUCUGCGAGGACUGCUAUCAGUUGUUCCGCGAGACGAGUAUACACCGAUUAUGCAAGAAAGACUGCUUUGAUUCAAAAUGGUUUGGCUCAUGCCUGAAAGUGCUGUUAAUACCCGAAGAGGAAAUUUCGAACUUACAGCACUUUCUGAGGGUAGUGAAUGGCUCGCCCAUAUCCUUCAACAUGGGACCGGAAACAUAACUCUAAGUUCCCGCCCCCCACACACACACACGCCCCAACUCACCCACACACUGAUGAAAAUCACUGCAAAAAAAUAAUGGUGGAUUGGAAGUAUCCCAUCCAACUACAACCACAAAUGCAGAGCCAGAACAAAGAAAUCUAAAAUAUUAAAACGCCCAAAUUUAAUUCGUACUUAUUUAUUACUGUAUGCCUAACAGUUUUUAGUGUAUGUGUUUUUUUAAAAACGAAUUAUUUUUAUUAAUUUAUUGAGAACGUUAUGCGUUUGUUGUAAGUGUAACAUAAUCUGGGCGAUUGAGAGAUGAGCGAUGAUAAGGAUUCGCAGAUCUCACAACUCCCCAAAAAUAUACAUAUACAUACAUAGAAGCCGAAGUAUUUAUUUUUAAGUAUUCUUAGCUUGUUUUAUUAUUAUUGCGUUAUGCGUUAUG
Molecule: messenger RNA, 1892 nt
Organism: Drosophila takahashii
Lineage: Eukaryota; Metazoa; Arthropoda; Insecta; Diptera; Drosophilidae
Source: RefSeq, a predicted model, not a curated record